This is a messenger RNA of Marmota flaviventris (yellow-bellied marmot), 1874 nucleotides long. Lineage: Eukaryota; Metazoa; Chordata; Mammalia; Rodentia; Sciuridae. The record is from RefSeq and is a predicted model, not a curated record.
CUCCGCCCCCCGCCCUCCCGCUCGGCUCCCCGGGGCCGCAGACCCCGCUCCGCCCGCGCCCCGCUCGGCUCCGCGGCUCCCGCCGUCGCCCGCUGCCCCUCCCGGGGCCAUGGGGGCGCCCCCGGGCUACCGGCCCUCCGCCUGGGUGCAUCUCCUCCACCAGCUGCCCCGCGCCGACUUCCAGCUCCGCCCGGUGCCCAGCGGCUUCGCGCCCCGGGAGCAGGAAUACCAGCAGGCCCUGUUGCUGGUGGCGGCCGUGGCAGGCCUGGGCUUGGGCCUGAGCCUCGUCUUCAUUGCUGUCUACCUCAUCCGCUUCUGCUGUUGCCGCCCCCCAGAGCCCCCCGGGGCCAAGAGUACCCCACCAGGCGGAGGCUGUGUCACCUGGAGCUGCGUGGCUGCCCUCCUCGUCGGCUGUGCUGGCAUUGGCAUUGGUUUCUAUGGCAACAGCGAGACCAGUGAUGGGGUGUCCCAGCUCAGCUCGGCACUGCUGCACGCCAACCACACGCUCAGCACCAUUGACCACCUGGUGGUAGAGACAGUGGAGAAGCUGGGCGAGGCGGUGAGGACAGAGCUGACCACCCUAGAGGAGGUGCUGGCACAGCGCACAGAGCUGGUGGCGGCCACCCGGGGAGCUCGGCGGCAGGCGGAGGCUGUGGCCCAGCAAUUGCAGGGGCUGGCCUUCUGGCAGGGAGUGCCCUUGAGCCCCCUGCAGGUGGCUGAAGAUGUGUCCUUUGUGGAGGAGUACAGGUGGCUGGCCUAUGUCCUCCUGCUGCUCCUGGAGCUGCUGGUCUGCCUCUUCACCCUCGUGGGCCUGGCGAAGCAGAGCAAGUGGCUGGUGGUCGUGAUGACUGCUAUGAGCCUCCUGGUGCUUGUCCUAAGCUGGGGCUCCAUGGGCCUCGAGGCAGCCACGGCGGUGGGCCUCAGUGACUUCUGCUCCAAUCCAGACACCUAUGUUCUGAACCUGACCCAGGAGGAGACUGGGCUCAGCUCAGACAUCCUGAACUAUUACUUCCUGUGCAACCAGGCCAUCACCAACCCCUUCCAACAGAGGCUGACUCUGUCCCAGAGAGCUCUGGCCAAUAUCCACUCCCAGCUGCAGGGCCUGGAGCGAGAAGCAGUUCCCCAGUUCCCAUCUGCACAGAAGCCUCUGCUGUCCUUGGAGGAGACCCUGAAUGUGACAGAGGGAAACUUCCACCAGCUGGUGGCACUGCUACACUGCCGUGGCCUGCACAAGGACUACGGUGUGGCGCUGCGCGGCCUGUGUGAAGACGCACUGGAGGGCCUGCUCUUCCUGCUGCUCUUCUCCCUCCUGUCUGCUGGGGCCCUGGCCACCACUCUCUGCAGCCUACCCCGAGCCUGGGCCCUCUUCCCACCCAGUGACGACUAUGAGGACACUGAUGACGACGACCCUUUUAACCCUCAGGAAUCCAAGCGCUUUGUGCAGUGGCAGUCCUCUAUCUGAACCCCUCCUCCCCGCUGGCCUGGAGCCUGCCUCCCCUCGACGCUCCUUCCCUGGCCGCAGGAGGAGACCCCAUUAACCUGCCUGACUGGGCUCUGACCACUAACACUGAUGGCCACGGACACCCUCCACAGGACUGUCUCCUGCUCUGGCCCCAGUGCCCCCAUCUGUCCUCACCUCUGUGGUAGCUGAGGGGGCAGAGCAGGAGCCAGAGCUGGCAGGGGAGGAGGCAGGCAGACACCCAGGCCUCAUCUCUGCUGCCAGUCCCAUUCACAAAGGGACUGGAAUGGGUGCAGGGACCACAGUCUUCCUGCCCCUCCCUACCCCAGGGAGCUCCAGGGCUCUGGUCUCAACUUGUGACACUAACUUGGAAAGGACUGAUUUGAAAUAAAAAGGAAGACUUUAUUUUACAAGC